This is a messenger RNA of Trachemys scripta elegans, 3572 nucleotides long. RefSeq names its product acidic residue methyltransferase 1 (gene DCPH1). Gene Ontology annotation, biological process: DNA damage response. Gene Ontology annotation, molecular function: phosphatase activity. Gene Ontology annotation, cellular component: cytoplasm; nucleus. NCBI's taxonomy places the organism in Eukaryota, Metazoa, Chordata, Testudines, Emydidae. The transcript is spliced from 5 exons. Bases 1029 to 1997 code for a protein of 322 amino acids. The record is from RefSeq and is a predicted model, not a curated record.
CUGGGAACGGGCCCUCGGGGGACGAACCUGCCCUGGGGGCUGCGUCCAGCAGCUUCCCCCGCAGAGCGCCGCGGCCGGAGAGGGCGGAAAGUCGAACCCUGCCCCGGGUCGUGACUCCCCGCCAGUCGCGGCUCGGCAGUGUGGCGGGAGGCCGCUGGGCCGGCGCACUAACGGGGCUCCCUGGCUCGGGGGCGGCCAGGGCGAGGGCGGGCUCCUGUGGGGCCAGGCGGAGGGCGAGGUGACCGAAGAGUCCGAGAGCCGGGUGUGCAGUUCCGCUGUAGCCUGAGCUCCGCCUCCGUACGCGGGGACACGGCGCGGUCCGACAGCUUCGCUCGCUGUGCAGUGGCCUGGCCGUGAGGCCAGGCUGUCAUGGGCCCUUGUUGCGCCAGCUCAGCUGGGGCGGCUGUCCUGGGUAAUUCGCCCUUAUCGCUGGUCUCCCUCCCGCACAAGCCCUGCGGGCAUCCUUGUCAACCCGCACCCCCUGCAUCCUAGGGGGCACUGCAAAUGCUGUAUUGGUAGCAAGGCAGAGAUGUACAGACGUUCCCCCUGAAGUGAAACUGCUCUUCUGGCCAAACCCUGAGCUCUCGCCCCCUCCCCCAGUCGGUGCAGUUACGCUGGGGGCUCCAGCGCCGGUACAUCUGCAUGUAUUCAGUACCCAUUGAGGUGUUCCUCCAGAUGGAUGGUUAGUACUAGGAUUAUGAUGGGUGUUAGUCUCCCAGAUCAUUUGCAUAUUUUUCAAUUAAGGACAGGCUGCCUCAAAUCCUAACUAGGGUUAUUGAUACUUUGCACCGACAUAAAAAUGAAUUCUUUGAAGAACAUGGAGAGGCAUUGAGGCAGAGAAGAACACUAUAUCCAUCCUCUCUAAGUUAAGGAAUGAGCUGCAAACGGACAAACCAUUGGUUCCCUUGGAUGAUAAACUCCCUGAUGUUCCACUGUGGAAUCAAUACCUAGAAUAUCAACAAAAUUUAUUAGAUGGAAAUGAACAGCCAAGCUGGUUUCAGUCCCCUUGGUUAUAUGUGGAGUGUUACAUGUACCGCCGCAUUCAUGAAGCACUACUUCAUAAUCCUCCUAUUGAUGACUAUGAUGUAUUUAAAGAAGCAAAGGUUCAAAGCUUCUUUGAGUCCCAACAAGCUAUUAUUGCCUUAUGCACUUACUUGCAGGACAUUCUUAAAAACAUUGAGGACCUAGAUGAAAAACAACUUCAGGAAGAAUUUUUUAAGCUGCUGCAGGUUUCAUUGUGGGGGAAUAAGUGCGACCUCUCCAUUUCAGCUGGUGAAGACAACUCUCAGAAAGCCAGUCCUCUAAAAUUGCUGGACAACUUGAAAACUUUCAUCUUAGUGGAUGAUACGGAAAGCAUUUGGUCACUGCUUAUUAACAACAAGAAAAGAAGAACUUCAGAAGAAAUUACUAGAGUUGACAUUGUCCUGGAUAAUGCUGGAUAUGAACUUAUUACUGAUCUAGUACUGGCUGACUUUCUGUUAUCAUCAAAGUUAGCAACUGAAAUCCAUUUCCAUGGAAAGUGUAUUCCAUGGUAUGUAUCGGAUACUACAAAACAAGAUUUUAACUGGACUAUUAAACAGCUGCAGUCCGCUAAUAAUAGGUGGAUGUCUAGGUGUGGGAUGAACUGGGAGGGCAGUAUUAAAAAAGGAGUUUGGGUUUACCAUGAUCACAUGUUUUGGACUCUGCCACAUGAAUUUUGUAGUAUGGCUCAGGUUGCUACUGACUUGUACACUGAGCUGCAGAAGUCACAUUUAAUUAUUUUUAAAGGUGAUCUGAACUACAGGAAACUAACUGGAGAUAGAAAAUGGGAGUUUACUGUUCCAUUUCAUCAAGCCUUAAACAAAUUUCAUCCUGCACCUCUUUGCAGCUUGAGAACACUAAAAUCUGAUGUUCAGGUUGGUCUGAAACCUGGACAAGGUGAACAGCUUGUGACUUCUGAACCUGACUGGAUGAUAUGUGGGAAAUAUGGAGUAGUUCAGUUUGAUGCAUCUUUGUGAUUCAGCUGUGAGGUUGAUAAUUUACCUAGGGAUAGGUUUAAUUUGCACUGUUUCAGAGAGCUGUACUUUUGCUGUUCAAUUUUGGGCUCUUUGUUUACCUGCUUCUGGCAAGUGGCUUGUUACUACUGAUUUACAAAAGAUGUUGUGCAACAGUUCACAAACUUUCCUUUUAACACUCAAGUUAUUAAAUUGUAGAUAUUUUAUGAUCUAAAAUGUCAACGGAUGUUGCAGAUGAACUUGACUUCAAUUGUUCCUAAGAAUACUUUAUUUUUCAGUAAGUAAAGAGAAUUAAUGCUCAGUGGAAGUUACAAUUUAUUUUAGGAACUGGUUCCACCUUGGCAUGCAUUUACUGUUCCAGUACUGUUAGGCAUUUUCAAGUGCCAUAUGUUGCAUGGUAUUUAAUUUUUUUGAAUGCAUGAAUCUAACUUCUGGGUUUUCUGCAUCACUGCAGCAGAGGUCUUAUUUUAAAGCUGUUUGAUUUGUCUCUCUCUCUCUGAGUAUUUUACAUAAAUUGACAGUGUUUUCUCAUCUGUGCGGUCAAUAUGUGCAAAUAAUUCUCUUUAAUAGUUUUUGCCAUUCUGAAAGCUAAGUAGGUGUAGUCAGCAGUGGGUUAAGGAAGGAUCGUUUGGGGUGAGACCAUGAUCCUGUAAAGAAGACUCAGAUGCCCAACGGAGUCAAAGCAGUAAGACACAGGUAUGUCGUGCCAGCUAGCUGUCUGCCAAGUGGGGUAGUCUCCCCCAACCCCCCCCAUGACAAAGUCAGACUCUGAAAUUGGGAGUAAGAGUCCAUCUUUAAAGAUGUUGGAAGAAUUGUUAGAGACAAGCCAGGGGUAUGAUUUCCUCCCCCACUCUGCCCCACUUCUUGCGAACACAUACUCAGUCUUGCUCUCACAGCUAAGUUGUGCCUUUACUGCUGCUACCCUGUGCGACUGCAACUACAGUGCUGUUUAUACUUGCACUAGCACAAUGAGAGCUAGCCAUGAGUAUGUGUAAGUGAGAAGGGAAACCACACCCCUGGUUGUGAGGGAGCAGAUAUCUUGGUAAACUCAUUCAGGAUUUCUGCUUAAUCCUUCUUUGUAGUAGAGAUGGCACAGGUAGCAAUAUGUACAAUUACAUUUGUCUGACUUUCCAUUAAUGAUGCAACCCUAUUUUAGCUGCUUAUAACACUGCAAGAUAGAUCUGUUUCAGCUGAGAUUUCUGUGCUGGGUGUCUGCCUCCUGCUGAUAUUUAUUUAUUUUUAUUUUUUAAAGUUUCAGCAAAAAUGGUUCAGCUUUUCUCAGAACAAGGUUAGGGGAAAAAAUAUUGAGCAUUCUCAACCCAGCAGCCCUAUGCUGGAGAGGAUUUUCCCUAGAGUUCCUCCUCCCAGCAACCAAAUGUUGGGAGCAGGAACUGAGCGCAGUGGUAUUUUCUCUCCUAUGCUUUUGUAGUCCAUGCAGUGAGGUGGUGGCAGUGGUCUUAUUGUAAUAGAGGGGUGAGAAGCUAGGCCUAGGGAAGGGGUAGGGCAGGCGGUCUCAAAUGAGCUGGGUGUAGUGGGGAUGCUGCAUGUAUUGAGGGGGAGGGGACUGGGACAAGGCUA